AUGAGUAACAUGAAUGGAAAAAUAAUCGAUAAUUCAUUCAAAUUACGUUCUAAACACUCUUCUCUCGAUACGCUAAUAUCAUCUCCGAAACAAUCUCGAAAAUUCUACCGUAUUAGUAAAGAAACACUGCAGAAAUAUCAUUCAAAACACAAGGAUGCACAUCUUCAUCAAAAUGAAACGUCAAUAUCAAUCGCAGAAGUCUCAACUACAGAAGCGUUAUCUACUGAACAGAAAAGUACCACAACACAUUCAAAUCAAACACCGUUCGAUGCAUUAUUAGAUAAUUCAGAAUUGAGUCAUAUCGAUGAUAGCGAAGAGUUGACAAACACUUUUCUAUCAUCAAUCAAUCAGUUCGAUUCAUCGUGUAAUUCAGAUACGAUACGAAGACAUGAAUCUAACGAUUGUUCAUUAAAUUCACAACCAAACUGUCGUGUUCGUAUUCGAUCAAUCAUGCAGCACAUGUUAAGCGAUGAUUCCGAUGGGUUUUCGCUUACUUAG
Molecule: messenger RNA, 498 nt
Organism: Adineta ricciae
Lineage: Eukaryota; Metazoa; Rotifera; Eurotatoria; Adinetida; Adinetidae
Source: the annotation of a GenBank genome assembly